GGCGGCCUGACUUUGUAAAUAGGUACCCAUUGUAAAUAACGUUUUCAGCUUCCAUGUGUCAUCCUGUCGAGUUAUUAUUAUUUGUAAUUAUUGUGUUAUAAUUUUACAAUAUCUUUUUAUUCUGUGUAUUACAUUGAACUUGACUAAUAAACGAAGAAAAACAUCAAAAGACCACUGCACAGGAAGCGCAUAUCCUCAUACAAUUCGCGAUCCAUACAUUUUGGCAAUGUUUUUGGUUUCGCACAACAUCGUCAUCGCGCGUGGAGGCCGCCGUGGUCCGAUAAGGUGCAAAACCGCCCUCAUAUUCCACGUACCACCACCCCGACGCGCCGCAGUUUGGUCCGUGAUCUUAGCUAGCUGGCUUAUAGCUGCAGCUGAUCGCAAAUCAACUUCGUGCAUUGUAAACCAUGCCCCACGUAUGAUAGAUGCGGCGCCGGGGUAUCCUUUUGAUUUUCGAUUUGCAUUGUCUUUGCAACAUGCAAAUUCAUUAAUUGGGGGGAAUUGAGGAUUUUUUUUCCCGACCCAAGUCUCGAGUCAAGUUACACCACAUCUGAUACUUCCGAAUUGCGUAAUUGGCUCCAAUGAUUCCUGCGAUUUCGCAAUACCGUGCAACUGAACCGUAAUUCAGUAAAGGCAGAGCUGUAUUUUCAGGAUUGUCAGAAGUGAGCCUCAACCUUGGGAAGUAUACGUUUUUGUCUAAAUUAGAUGAAUUGAUGUACCAGCGGUGGAAGCAAGCGAUAAAAUGGAGAAUCACAAUAGUAACAAUUCCAAGGAUAUUUGUGCUGGAACGGAAGAACAUGUUCCAUCGGUUUCACACAAUUGUGUGGUAGAGGAUGAGAGAACGUUACUGGGAAAUGAAGAACAUGAUGAAAGUGAUGAUGAUGCUAAAAAUGAUGAGGAAAAAAUAUCAAACUCAAAUGACAACAGUGACGACCAAAAAAAGAAGCCCAAGCGCUACACUCGUCAUCAGAAGCUCACUUUCGCUGGUUUUGCGUUCGUGCUCACCGCAGACAUGAUGCUAUACUCUGUACUUGCUCCAUUUUUUCCAGUCGAGGCCCUGAAUAAAGGCGUCUCGACUACAGUGAGUGGCCUUGUGUUUGGUGUCUAUGCUUUAAUCAGCUUCAUUGCUUCGCCAAUCAUUGGCAAAUACAUUACUGUCAUAGGUCCAAGAUUUUUAUUUUUUGGUGGAACUUUUUUGGGAGCAGGAUGUAAUCUUCUCUUCGGUUUAUUAGAUGGGGUAGAGGAUAAGAAUACUUUCAUCAUCUACUGUUUUCUACUGAGGAGUGUGGAAUCCCUAGGGGCGUCGGCUUCUGUCACUGCUGGCAUGGCGAUGACGGCUACGGUGUUUCCCGACAAUGUCGCUCAGAUGACUGGAUAUCUGGAGACGUUUUCCGGAUUAGGUCUGAUGAUUGGACCAGCAUUAGGAGGAGCUCUGUAUAAGAUUGGAGGUUAUAAACUUCCAUUUAUUGUGCUUGGUGUCUUGGAUCUUCUGGUACUCUUUAUCACUGCCUUUAUCAUUCCUAAAGAAACUCCAAGCAAGGAGAAACCCAAACCUGGAUCACUGUCCAACUUCAUGAUGAUUCCCGUGAUUUGGCCCAUGUCUGCAGCUAUCAUAGUUUGUGCGUGUGCAAUGACUUUCCUUGAUCCAACUCUUUCAUUACAUCUGGAAACGUUUGGAGUGAGCACACCCGUAGCUGGUGUAUUAUUCCUACUACUUGGAGGUCUAUAUGCAUUGACCAUGCCACUGUGGGGCUACCUGUCUGAUAAACAGGGAAGGACACGCUUAAUGGCCAUCAUAGGCUUCAUUAUAAUGGGUGCUUCUUUCUUGUUGGUUGGUCCAUCUCCAUUGCUGCAUUUACCCAACCAUCUGUGGAUUGUGAUAGUAGCAUUGAGUAUAUGCGGUAUCUCCAUAGGCUGUGCUUGUAUGCCUAUCUUUCUAGAUAUGAUGGUAUCUGCAAGAUGGUAUGGGUUUCCGGAUGACAUGGCCACCAAUGGUCUAGUUUCUGGUGUGUUCAGUGGCUGUUUCUCAUUAGGGAGUUUCUUAGGCCCUGUGGUUGGAGGAGUACUGAAUGAUAACCUAGGUUUCAACUGGGCCUCCACCUACAUCGCUGCCUCUUGCUUCGCCGUCGCCCUCAUCUACGGUGCAUUCUGUAUAUGGGAGUACCAGUGGGGUAAAGGACGGAGGAAACCCUGGCGCUACUUUGGAGAGCCAGAGCGAGACGAGAAUCAGAACCUGUCGGACACGGAGUCGUUACAGGGCAAUCACAUACCCAACCACAUACCCAACGUGUGCCUAGAGAAUGUAUUAGCCAUCAAUGCCGACAUCCACCCUGUCCCUAUGAACGGCUAUAUAGACGACUGCAUUGUUAGUGUAGGGAACUGCACAGAGAACGGGCCUUGGAUCGAUAGAUUCUCUGAUAAAGAACCUCUUAUCAUCAACGCGUAGGUAUAUAGCUGAGGGUGUCCUGCGAUCAACACUAACCUGAAUCUGUAAGGGGAGACAGCCCCAGCAGCUGUUCGGAAAAGAAAGGAUGUAUUUGAAUAGAACUUGUCCAACCAGCAAAUCACAGAUGUAUGUUGGAGAGGUAUUGCUGCAUGUACUGGAAAUGAGUGUGGAUAAUCAACAAAUUAGCAGCUGAAUUAGAGUUGAAUAUGUCCAGAAUAGAUUAAUUCCAACCAUCUUGCAAAUUUUUGUAGCCCCCAUCAAUCAGUGAUGUGGACCAUAAUGAAUGUUUCUUUGCUACUUCACUGCCAAAUAAGUUAUUCUGCGCUAAAAUUCUUUUAAGAAUUACUUAUAAUUUCUUUUUAAAAUAUUUCCAUUUACUCCUACAGCAUAGCUUGAUAUGACUGUACAAUAUAUUCAAUGAUUUAUUUUAACUCCACAAAGCAGGACAUGGAUUUUUUUUUUUUUUUUUGGAGGAAUAUGAGUUAAAGUGAAAUCCUGGUUAGUUUUUGAUAUACAGUGCGUAUCAAAAAAAAUUAUACACAACUUUAGAAGCUUAUAAUUAAAUAGUCAUAAUUUUUAAAUUACUAUUUAAAUGCUGCGGCUCAUUUAAAGCAAGGCAGGCAGAGUUAUGAAUAAGGUACCAUACGACAGAAUAUUAGCUACUCUUUAAAAUGAAAUGUAUUUCCAGGUCACACAGGUUAUAACCUUUGAAUGGUAAUCUGCCAAGUUUGGGUAUAUUUUUUUUUGUAGGCUUGCGGUUGCACCAUGUGAGAGAGGAUUGGGGAAAACCUGGAAAGGACUCUCUCUAAUCUUUCUUUCUUGAGUGUGUGUAUUCCUGAAAAGGACUUUUGGUAGUCUUGAAAAAGACUGUUGGUUAUCUUUCUUAGCUUAUAGUUCUAAGGAGAACUAUAGCGCCGGUUGGAGAGGAUGGGUAGUAGAAGUGGCUCGACGUUUAGAACAGGUUGACUGUCCAUUGUCAGGAGAGGCAAGACUGUUUUUUUGAGACGCACUGUAGUGACAUCCUGUAGACCUUGGUGGAAUAAUAGACUUCCUGGAGGAUGUGGUAACGGGAACAAGAGGAAGGCACACUGUCAGAGAUAACACAUACCGGUACCUGCUACUCAACGAGGUCCUCA
Strongylocentrotus purpuratus (purple sea urchin) is the source of this 3582-nucleotide messenger RNA. RefSeq names its product MFS-type transporter SLC18B1-like. Bases 743 to 2446 code for a protein of 567 amino acids. The transcript is spliced from 14 exons. Gene Ontology annotation, biological process: transmembrane transport. Gene Ontology annotation, molecular function: transmembrane transporter activity. The record is from RefSeq and is a predicted model, not a curated record. Lineage: Eukaryota; Metazoa; Echinodermata; Echinoidea; Camarodonta; Strongylocentrotidae.